Molecule: messenger RNA, 934 nt
Organism: Cornus florida
Lineage: Eukaryota; Viridiplantae; Streptophyta; Magnoliopsida; Cornales; Cornaceae
Product: large ribosomal subunit protein eL19y-like
Exons: 5
Coding region: 46-687 (213 amino acids)
Biological process (GO): translation
Cellular component (GO): cytosolic large ribosomal subunit; ribosome
Molecular function (GO): RNA binding; structural constituent of ribosome
Source: RefSeq, a predicted model, not a curated record
CUUCUCAUUUGUCUCCUCUCUCAUUCGCAGCACACAGACAGGGAGAUGGUGUCGCUCAAGCUCCAGAAGCGGCUUUCCGCCAGCGUUCUUAAGUGCGGGAGGGGCAAGGUUUGGCUUGAUCCCAAUGAAGUGAACGAAAUCUCCAUGGCUAACUCUCGGCAAAACAUCAGAAAGCUUGUCAAGGAUGGUUUUAUCAUCAGGAAACCAACCAAGAUUCACUCACGAUCUCGUGCUCGCCGGAUGAAGGAGGCCAAGAGAAAGGGCCGUCACUCUGGAUAUGGUAAACGCAAGGGUACAAGGGAGGCAAGGUUGCCCACAAAAAUACUAUGGAUGAGGAGGAUGAGGGUGCUGAGGCGUUUGCUCCGCAAGUAUCGGGAAUCAAAGAAGAUUGACAAGCACAUGUAUCAUGACAUGUACAUGAAGGUGAAAGGUAAUGUGUUUAAGAACAAACGAGUAUUAAUGGAGAGCAUACACAAAUCCAAGGCUGAAAAGGCAAGAGAGAAGACCUUGUCCGACCAGUUUGAGGCUAAGCGAGCAAAGAAUAAAGCAAGCAGGGAAAGGAAGUUUGCUAGGAGAGAGGAGCGUCUCGCCCAGGGACCUGGAGAGAGAGCACCUCAGCCCCCAGCAGCGACAGCAUCUGCACCUCCAGCUCAACCAACUCAGGGUUCUAAGAAAUCCAAGAAGUGAAAUCUGCACCGGAGAGCAUUAAGGAUUGAGGCUUUAUAUCGUUAUAAUGCCCUCUUACCAUAGAUGCCUAGUUUUUUUUUUUUUUUUUUCCACCUUAUAUGUUCUAUAUUUUUUUUUCUUUUCUUUUGAACUGUAUUACUUCAUAUCUUAGGAUGAAGGCUUAAAAUUCUGAUGCUAUGGUAACUGUACUUUGUCUUGUUCUUUUGUUUGUUGUGUUUAAUUUUUUAGUUGGAUUUGGUUGCUUAAA